ACACCUUUUCCCAAACAUACAAGGAAAAGGUCAAAACAAAACCCAAUCCCAAACCCAAACAGAAUAGGCCUAAAACACAAAACAAACCCAAAUCAAAUUCAAGUUAUAUUCUAACAAUCUCCACCUUGACUUGAAUUCUCUAUCAAAUACCAGAUGUACCAGACGCAACCAAAGUUGCCAGAUGUACCCAGACGCGAUACAUAUCGCAAGACGUAUCCAAAUGCGAUCGAAACCGCCAAACUCAAACGCAAUCAAGAUUGCCAGACAUAUCCAAAUGCGAUUCAUAUCGCCAGACCAAACGUGAUGCAAAUCGCCAAACUCAGAUGCAAUCAAAAUUGUCAGACGUAUCAAACUCCUCCAAAUCAGCUGUACCAGAAUCUCCCCUGCCUCCAAAUGCUCCUACGGGCGAUCAACAAAUCAAAACAUGCAGCAAGUCCAACCCAUGUUGGGGCUUGCCAUGCAUAACCAACUUGGUGUUAUUUCCGUCGAUAACACCAAACAUCAUAUUUACUUCCAAACUCCAAUUAGCACCAACACCAAAUUCAAAUUUCCUCAGAUCGACCCCCGCACAAAUCCAAAUUGGGAAAAAAAGACCACGAACCACCGCAAACCAAAUUUGGAGGAAGAAAAACUAAAGGCUUCUCCACCAACCAAAUCGAAGACUGCCCCCUGAUACCGCAACAGUCACCAAAAUCCCUAGCCGAUUGCCCAGCCGAUCGACUAGGAGCGCGAUCCAAAAUCCGCCAAGACAGUUUCAAAUAACCCAAAGAUCAACUUAUAAUAACUAGAAAGCAAUACAUUUUCCAACUGAGACGUGGCUCAUGUUCUCGAUUGAGUAAAUUCUGGAGGAAUUUCGGCUUGCUCAUUUUUAAUUAUCUUUGAUUGUGCAUUUUAUUUGCUACAGGGUAUAACAGGACCAUCCAUUAAGUGUUUCGAAAUGCUUUUUUAUCGACAGUUAAACUAGUCGUCUGACUAUCUUUGGAAUUUGACUAUCUAUUUCAUUCUACUAUAAAAAAAAAUCCGUUACAAAGGUGAUUGCUAGCUAAUAAUAACCUAUUUUUUUUGGAGAGGGGGAAAUAAAAGAUAUAUAGAAAGGGGAAUUUUUUUUUAACUUAAGGGGACCAAUAUCCUUUGGACACACGUCCCAAUAUGGAAACCUUUCUCUUCUGUCCAUCAUUGGCCAAUAUCCCUUCUAUUAUCUUCUACCUAAGCUUCCAUUAUUGUAAACCAUAAAUUCGUGUAUGCAUACUGUAUACUAUGGAUCAAGGUUCUAAGGUUGCAAGUUGCAACGCAUUGGUCCCUAGACCAAAACCAUCCAAAUCCAAAUCGCUUGGUUACGUUCGACUUGUUUAUCAGAUUUAGAAAGAACAUGAAGUUUGAUCUAUUAUUCAUAACUCCAAAUUUGGAGUCGGAAAUUUGAUACAAGGGUCGAUUUGAACUCUGAUUCGAUCUGUUUAUAUGCAUGUAUAUUUUAGCCAUAUAACUUGUAAGGUGGUUUACCUUAGAAAUUCCAUUUGUUGCACUCUCUCAUUCGUGUAAGCUCUUUAUAAGUGUCAAAUACACAAAACAACAUCAUAAUACCUCUUAGAAAUUCCAUUUGUUGCACUCUCUCAUUCGUGUAAGCUCUUUAUAAGUGUCAAAUACACAAAACAACAUCAUAAUACAUCUUAACUAGGGGUGGCUAUAUGGUCCGAUCCAGUUAAAUUGCCCCGAAUUGAUCUGGUCUCGGUCCGGUCUUUUCAAAAAUAUAAGGACCAAAGAUUGGAUUGGAUACAGUCAGGUCUUGAACCGGUUCGGUCCCAAUUCGGUCUUGAUUUUAGAUUGAGCUUGGGGGGAUUGAGUGGCCUAAGGCCUGAAAGGGUGAGGAGGUUGAAUUUUGGAUGUUGGGCUCUCUUAUUCGCUCUUUAUCCGGUUUUCGGUCCGGUUCCAAACGGUUUCUUACCUCAAAUCUAGGCCUGAAGAUUGGAUUGUUUGCUAUCCGGUCCCGGUCUAGUGUCGGUCCGGGUUAUACGGUCCGAUUUUGGGUAAAACCAAAAAGCCCAGACCAAAUAGCCAGCCCUACUCUUAACUAUUAGGGGUGGCUAUACAGUCCGGUCCAGUUAAAUUGGCCCAAAUUGAUCCGGUCCAGUCCGGGUUUUUUGAAAAUAUAAAGACCAAAGAUUGGAUUGGAUACAGUCCGGUCUUGACCCAGUCGAGUCCCAAUUCGGUCUUGAUUUUAUAUUGAGCUUGUGGGGAUUUGAGUGGCCUAAGGCCUGAAAGGGUGAGGAGUUGAUUAAGUUUUGUACUAAGUGCAAAGGUUUGUGACCGUUUAUGCAAAUUACUCUUAAGUUUUGGGUGUUGAGCUCUCUUAUCUGGUUUUUAUCUAGUUUUCGAUCCUAUCUUGAACGGUUUUUUUAUCUCAAAUCCAAGCCCAAAGAUUGGAUUGUUUACUAUCCGGUCCAAAUCCGGGUUAUACUGUCUUGUGGGGAUUUGAGUGGUUUGAGGGGGGAUUGAGUGGCCUAAGGCCUGAAAGGGUGAGGAGGUUGAAUUUUGGAUGUUGGGCUCUCUUAUUCGCUCUUUAUCCGGUUUUCUGUCCGGUCCAAACGAUGUUUUACCUCAAAUAUCUGCCUGAAGAUUGGAUUUGAUUGUUUACUAUCCGGUCCCAGUCCGAUUUCGGUCCGGGUUAUACGAUUUUGAGUAAAACCAAAAAGCCCGGACCAAAUAGCCAGCCCUAUUAACUAUCACCCAUGAAUCCUAUCUCUUGCACAUCACACACAUAAACCGAGUGCCUCAUAUUGAUCGGGCAAGAACUACUAAACAAAAAGUUUAACUAUUAACAACACGAACUCGAUCUUAUCGAUUCGACUACAGAUAACUUCUCACGUCACAAAAUUACACUCUUUAUAAACAAAAAAAUGAAGAAUGAAUAGUUCACAUGUCAUUUGGAUUGAAAUCAAAUUGUCACAUCAAACCAAAACAAAUCGUCAAAGUUAGGAUAUCUCGAUCUCUCUCUCUCUUUUCCAAUCAUAUAUCUUCAACAUAUAUAAAUGAGUGGACUCUUCAUCAACACACAACACGUCCACAACUUCACAACCCUACUUCUUUUCCCAACACACACCACACACUCAAAAAGAUAGAAGCAAAACAAUAAAACAAAACACAAACAAACCUACUUCCAUUAAUUAUGGGAGGAGCUUCACCGACGGCGAAGUUUGGUGACGGCAAGAAGGCGUAUGGAGCGGUGGUGCUGAUACAGCUGAUCUACGCCGGGAUGUUCCUCCUCUCCAAGGCGGCGUUCGACGGCGGCUUCAAAACUUCCAUCUUCGUCUUCUACCGGCAGGCCUUGGCCGCCGCCCUCGUCGUCCCUCUCGCCCUCUUCCUCGAAUGGAAGCACGCGCCGGCGCUCUCGCUCCCCACAUUCUGCAAGAUCUUCGCCCUCUCCCUCUUCGGGAUAACGUUGAGCUUGAACGUCAAUGGGAUAGCUUUGAUCUACACUUCAGCCACUUUGGGUGCUGCUUCUGUUAAUACCCUGCCAGCCAUUACGUUCUUCUUGGCUCUUCUAUUUGGAAUGGAGACAUUGAAGGUGAGGACAAAACCUGGCAUGGCAAAGCUAGCUGGGAUAGUGAUAUGCUUGGGAGGAGUGGCAGUUCUUGCUUUCUACAAAGGCCCCCAUUUCAAGAUCUUGUCUUUCUACAAAGGCCUCCAUGGACAUGACCUUAGAUCUCAACAACACUCUGGCUCUUCUCAUAAGAACACAUGGGUCAAAGGUUGUUUCUUGAUGCUCUUCUCCAACCUUAGUUGGGGCUUUUGGCUCGUCUUUCAGGCAAUACUUCUGAAAAGCUACCCAUCAAAGCUUCUCUUCACAGCUCUUCAAUGCUUUCUGAGUUCGAUUCAGUCCUUAGUGGUUGCAGUUGCCAUUGAGAGAAAUCCCCAGGAGUGGAAGCUUGGCUGGAAUAUGAGACUUGGGGCUGUCACUUAUUGUGGAGUUGUGGUGACUGGAGUGACAUAUUACUUGCAAGCAUGGGUUCUCGAGAAGAAAGGCCCAGUCUUUCUUGCCAUGUCAACUCCUUUGGCUUUGAUCUUCACAAUGUUGUUUUCUGCACUACUAGGUGACUUCAUCAACCUUGGAAGUGUAUUGGGUGGAGUGUUGUUGGUUGGAGGACUUUACAGUGUUCUAUGGGCAAAAGGCAAAGAAGAAAAUAUGAGGAUGGUUGAGAAUAGUGACGAGAACAUGAAGAUUUCACAAGUGGAAAAGGAGAGCUUAGAGCUUAAACAAGUUGUUACAAUCAUUAGCAUCUCCGAACAUCAAGCGCCACAAGCCAAUGGAUUGAAUUUUGAUGGGGGAAAAUAACAUUUUAAAAUCGUCUACAAGUCAUACUUGAACGAAAAAGGGAGAAACAUGAGAGUUUCUGUUAGAAAAAGGGGUGGGAAUUCAUCUCCUCCGAUGUAUGCAUUGUAUUUAUGAAUUUGAUCUAUUGUACAUUACAACAUUUGAUAAAUGUAGUUGUGUUUUUAAUGAGUAAAGAGAAAAUCCACUUUUAGCGAAAAUGUAAUUUGCAAUAUUUUUGGAGGAGAUAACUAGAAAAAAAUAUGUCAACUAAAUCGUCAUAACAAUUUCAGCUGAAAAACUGUACAAUCAUUCAUUUUGAAUUAUUAUUUUCGUCGCAUCAACCAAACAAUUGAUGUAUCUUGUCUGCGAAUAAAAAAAAUGAAAGAAAUAUAAGUGUUGUAGCAAUCUCAUUAAAACAAUCAUAGAAACCGGGAAACAAAGACUUGGUCAAAAUGAUUACUUAUGAUUAGUUUGGAUGAGUUAUUUUGCAUAUGUGAGUAUUUUGGGAUCAAAUGGUGCAUAAUAUUUUUUUUCCAGAGGUAAAUAACAUGAUAUGACAAAAUAUACAGGAACUUUGCAUGUCAAAUUGUAAAUUAGAAUUAAGGAAGAGUCAUUGUUCGAUCAAGCGACGAUCCAACGAUGAGAGAGUAUUUUUUGCUACGAGAUGGAUAACCCUAUUAUACUUAGGGUGCAUUACUGUUAGGUUUGAUAUUUAUGAGUUAUUUGGAGCUUAUAUCACGCGAGAAUUGUCCUGUUUGGUUAGAGGCUUAGAGCAUUCACAUAAGUAAUUUGUUUUGUGGUAUUUCUUCACAAAAAGAGAGCGAGAAAGGGUUAAUAAGAUGAGUUAUUUCAUAUAACUGCCCCUAAAGAGUUAUGCAGUUAAACUCAUUUUGAAUUAUUUCAAUUAACUCGCAUCCCAAUUGUCAUAUUUGAUGUUUUCGUUGCCAAAUGAGUAAAUUUAGACUCAAAUAUCUCAUUGAAAUAAAUAACCCUCCAAACAAGACUGCCUUAAGUAUCUCCAUUGGUAUAGAUUUGGCGGCCUACCUUUUUCGAUCCCCUUUUCACUUUCAGGCCAAUGACUAAAGUAUGGAUUAGCUUUGCUGUAAUCGGCUAAUCACAACAAUUUUGGCAAGAUGUUUUUGUUCUCCGGUCAUUGCCCUGGAACCAAAAUAUUUAUGACAUGACACCAUAAGUGGUUUGAACAAAGGCCAGUGUGUUCGAAUCUCCAUGAUCUCUAAUAUUAACAUUUGAUUCAAGCACAAUAUAUAAUUAGACCCAAGGUUCAAGAGAGCUCUAGACAUGCGUUGGAGUCCUGCUAAGUGCCUAGCACGCCUAAGUGGUGUCUCUGCAGCGCUUAGACGUAUUAGCAAAAAUAAGAAUUUUCAAUAUAGUAUUGACAAUUUUAUAUAAUUUUUUCCCUUGAAUUCAAUUCCAAAGGAUUAAUAACUUAACUAACCCUCAAUAACAACCAGUAAAAUAUGUCAUGAUUUCCUAGAAUCACAAGUUUAUAGAAAUCGUAAGUUGUGGAUGGUCCGUAGUUGACAACAGUGAAGAGCAGGGCAAACGGUCGAGUCAAAUAUAGCGUAGUUGGAGAUGGCGUCAUACGUUUUGGAAAGAUUGGCUACAACUUUAGCAUAAAAUAUGCAGUUUGGUUUUGCUAUAACUUAAAGCAAAAACCGCUUCUGGUUGAAGUUUUUAAAGAAGUAUUUUUCAUAAAUAGUUGAGUAGUGGUUGGUUAAUGUAAAAUAUAACUAAAAAUAAAAGAACAAUGAAAAUGAACCUUGUUGGGUCUCUUUUAUAUUCAAUGAUAGUCUUUUUUAAAUUUAUUUUAGUUUAACAGAACAUAAAUGGAACGAAAGUAUUCUAAACAAGAAUACAUUUGCUAAAUACAAGAUUAUCUUUGUC
This is a messenger RNA of Linum trigynum, 6214 nucleotides long. The record is from the annotation of a GenBank genome assembly. NCBI's taxonomy places the organism in Eukaryota, Viridiplantae, Streptophyta, Magnoliopsida, Malpighiales, Linaceae.